GGGGCUGUUCCCGUGGUGAUGGCUCAGCGGCCUGGAGCCAGAGACUAGCGGAAGCCGAAGCCUUCCUGGGUAGCUGCCGCGACCUCUUUCACCUUCUCCUGGGAGACCCAGGGAGUCAUUAUGCACACAGCUAGAAUGUUUCCAUCAGAUUCCUUCUGAUUUGCCCCGGAGCCGUGAAUUAAAAUGGUGUACACUGCCAAGAAAUGUGGAAUUAGAUUCCAGCCUCCAGCCAUUAUCUUGAUCUAUCAAGGGGAAGCCAAGGACAAAAAUCGCCAGCGUAUCAUGCCAGUUCGAAACUUUUCCAAGUUUUCAGACUGCAGCAGAGCUGCUGAACAGCUAAAGUAUAACCCAAGACACAAGGUCUACCUCGAGGGGGUGUCUCUGCAACAGUUGGAGAAGUUAUUCACUUUUUUAAAAGGUUUUCUAAGGGGGCAAACCUUGGACCAAACUGUGGAACAGAUUCAGCGGGAAACAACCAUCGAUCCUGAGGAAGACCUGAACAAACUAGAUGAUAAGGAACUUGCAAAAAGGAAGAGCAUCAUGGACGAACUCUUUAAGAAGAAUCAGAAAAAGAAGGAUGACCCAGAUUUUGUCUAUGACAUUGAAAUUGAGUACCCACAGGAUGAGCAGCUACAGGCUUGUAGUUGGGAUGCAGAGUCAGAUGAUGAGUUCUAAUACUAAACAAAGUCAAAAUUUAUUGAGAGACCAAGACAUCUGCAUUAACUCAGACAACAUUGCUUAGAUAUUGCAGAAUUUCAAAAGAACACUAAGUGUACAUAUUGGGCCAAAAUAGAAUUGACUGUGUUACGUUUCAAUCAACAAAUAUUUAUUGAGCACCUACUAUGUGCAAUGGUAUUUCUUCAUCAUUUAACCUGACAUGGAGCUUGUCAUUCGUCUAUCUAUGGGGUACUUUACAGGUGCAAACAAAUGUUCUGUGAUGAUGAGCAAGGGGCCUUGACCUGCUAGAAAAAGGCUAAUAUAGGUUGAGAUUCCCCAAUCCUGAACUCCUAAUGCUGCAUAAAAUAGGCAGAAUCUAACUGUGCUAAAUGAAUGACCAAAGCAGUCUGUCCAGUUCAUAAGUUUAGACCUUUGUAGAAAAGGUCUUUAUGUAACAGUUGAUCUUUACAUAGAAAUUACUCUCCUUUUUCCAAAAUAUUACUUAGGGAAGAAAAAAUUUUUUUAAACACCAGCCCAAAGCACUUCAUUAAAGAAAAUAAUAGUAAUAGUAAUUUAUUAAAGAAAUAGAAAAAUAAUCGCCAGAACUCCUACUUGUUCAUUCUUACAGGAGUUUUAUCAGCGACAUCAUGGAUAGGCAUUUUUAUUUUAAGAGGCUGAAACUUAGCCCUUAUAUAUAAAACAAACUGAGUCUUCAAGGAGUUGGGAGAUAUAGGUAGGGAAACAAAACUAAGAACUGUGAAAUAAAAAAAUCAUUUGAGAGCUAACUAAUAAACUGAUUCCCCAGAAGCAUAGCUUCAAGAGAGUGUAACCAGCCCAGGUCUCAGCAGAUCUAAGCAGCUAGAGGAGAAAACACACAGGUUCUCCCUCUCCGUCAUCCCUCUUCUUUAAAAAGCCCUGUGCCCCGGCCGGGUACACGCUUUAGGCUGGUUUUCACCGUGCUGAACACCACUUGUUCCUGUCUUGGGAGGCAGCAUUGUAAAGUGGGAAGGAUAUGGGGUCCGAGUUCAGAGCACCUGCAAAGAGGAGUAGCUCCGGCUCUAGUGCUGCAAGAAGGAAGGAAACAAGCAUUUAUUAAGCAUCAAUGAAACAUUUCUUAAAAUGCACAAGGAGAAGCUAGGUGGCACAGUGAGUAGAGCACCGGCCUUGGAGUCAGGAGGACCUGAGUUCAAAUCUGGCCUCAGACACUUGACACACUUACUAACUGUAUGAUCUUGGGCAAGUCAAUUAACCCUCAUUGCCCUGCCUUCCCCCCUCCAAAAAAUAAAAAUAAAAAAUAAUGCACAGGAGAAAAAGGAGUACGUACACCAAUAGAGCAAUUUUGUUUCUACUUAGUUAAAUUUAAUGGCUAUUUUUAGAAGUUGUAUGAAAAAGUGAAGUUUCUUAUACCAAAAAAUGAACAUGUACAGAGAAAAGUAAAAAAACAUAAAAUUUGAAAAUGAUAAAUUGGCAGGUAAAUGAAGUGAUUAAGAAUACUUUAUGCAAAUAAACAUUAAAUAUGUACUGUG
This is a messenger RNA of Trichosurus vulpecula (common brushtail), 2183 nucleotides long. It is a transcript of the gene CEP19, whose product is annotated as centrosomal protein 19. The transcript is spliced from 3 exons. The record is from RefSeq and is a predicted model, not a curated record. Gene Ontology annotation, cellular component: spindle pole; ciliary basal body; centriole. Gene Ontology annotation, biological process: trans-Golgi to periciliary membrane compartment transport; microtubule anchoring at centrosome. The coding region runs from base 184 to 675 and encodes 163 amino acids. Lineage: Eukaryota; Metazoa; Chordata; Mammalia; Diprotodontia; Phalangeridae.